Molecule: messenger RNA, 1833 nt
Organism: Truncatella angustata
Lineage: Eukaryota; Fungi; Ascomycota; Sordariomycetes; Amphisphaeriales; Sporocadaceae
Product: Reticulon-domain-containing protein
Exons: 4
Coding region: 428-1462 (344 amino acids)
Source: RefSeq, a predicted model, not a curated record
AUUUAUUAUUAUUAUUAUUAUUAUUUGUUAUUUUUCUUUCGGGCUUCCGCAGCGCUGGUCAAUCGACUGAAUAAAUGUUGUUACUGUGUCGUCACAGAAGCUUCCCGACCCAAGCUAGCCCAAUUCCGCUCUGGUGACAGGGCACAGCGUCAUUCGACUUUCACCUCCCAGUCCAUCUCAAGUAAAGUCUCCUUUCCGCUCAAAAUCACCAAUCCGAUCCAACCCAACCCAAAACCAAAACCAAAACCAAACCUGCAAAGUUGCAACAGUCAACCGAACAAUUCAUUCUUGUUCCUUAACACCAGGUCAACAACCACCUUCUACACACCUCCCCCCACUUCCGCAUCGCUACCAGCACCCGCGCCAUCGCCAUCAUCUAAACACAAACAUAAGCACUCGCCCGAGCAGAUACCAACCGCAUUUCCAAAUGGCCGACACUGCUCCUGCUGCCAACGGCAGCUCUGUCGACUCCCUGAAAGGCAAUGCCCAGGCUGCCUACACUCAGCUCGCUAACGGCCCCGUCGCUCAGAAUGUCAAGGACCAGUCUGCAAAGACCACUGACGAGUUCUCAACACUCGCUGCCUCGAGACAAACCCCUUCCAACCCCGCCGCAACCGGCCAGCCUUUGACACACUACCACAGCUUCUUCUCCGAGUUGCUGUCAUGGAACAACCCCCGUGCCUCGGGCAUCGCUUACGCCUCGGUCGUCUCGUUCAUCUUCGCGGUUAGAUACCUCGAUGUCCUGCGAUACAGCUUCAAGCUCACCUGGAUGGCCCUCGGUGUUACUGUCCUCGCCGAGAUCGCCGGCAAGACCAUCCUGAGCAAUGGUCUGGCCACCCAGCUGCGACCUCGCAAGUACUACACCAUUCCCCGCGACACCCUCGACGCCCUGGUUGGUGAUGUCAACGAGCUCAUCAACUUCUUUGUUAUCGAGGCCCAGCGCAUCUUCUUUGCCGAGAACGUCUGGGCAUCUGCCGCCGUCGCUGUUGCCGCUUUCUUGUCCUACCACCUUGUCAAGAUCGUCCCAUACUGGGGUCUGUCUUUGAUUGCCGCCACUGUUGUCUUCUUUGCGCCCCUCAUCUACACCUCCAACCAGGAACUCAUUGACCACCACCUGAGACAAGCUUCCAACAUUGUCAGCAACCAGACCGAGCAGCUGCGCACUGUCGCUAGCAAGCACACGUCCCAGGCCACUGAGGUCACCAAGCAGUACAUGGGUGACUACACUCAGAAGGCUCAGGAGUUGCUCCGUGGCCGCAGCUCUUCUCCCGAGGCCGUCUCCAAGCAGCCCCAGACUCACUCCCAGAUUCCUACCACCCAGCCCCUCGAGAGCGACUUCCCUGCCGCUCCUCGCGAUUUCCCUGUUGCCCCUCAAGGCGACAUCGUCAAGCAGGAGCCCCUCGAAGAGGAGGAGCGCCACCUCGCGACCAGGGCUGAUGAGAACCCCGCUCUCAUUGGCUAAGCCGGGAGAAACUGAGACGAACACGAUCAACAAACAUUAAAUCAUCUCCUAACCUCCUCCGAUCCCUCCCUGUACACAAACCUUUCCUGGAUGACGCACUCCUCAUCCUUUUGAUCCUCUAGUUCAAGAGGAACGACAUCGUUUACGACUAAUGGCAUAAGAGAUAACGACUCUGGGUGCUUCUAAUGGAUGAAUUGGGAGUAAACAGCCGGGUUUCCUUUGGCGUUGCAGUUAAAAUGAAACAAACUGCCAUAUGUGGCAAUUGAAGCGGCAGUUGAUGCCUACUUAGGUGAAUCAAGAUUGCGAACUGGCUUGUGGUGUGUAAGAAGCAGUAACUAGUUCGAGAACAUUAUGAUAUUUCAUACAUUAAA